AAACCAUUCAUGUUUUCUCUUAAAAGAGAAAGAGAGAGUGCUUCUGUCCGUGAUCUCCAUCUUCUUCCGUAACCCCCCGCAACAAAUCUCCACUGUUGAAAACCCUAGCCCCCACCCCCCACAUCACAUCACAGUUUUCUAAAGAUUUGAGCACAGAGAUAGUGUGAAACAGAUAUUCGAAGGGGAAAUUUUGUUGGGUUUUCCAGUCUCCGAUAAUUAAUUAUUUCCUUUUGGCCCCCCUCAUUGAUGUUUGUUUUCUAAUUUUCAAAGUUUGAAAGGGCACAAGCAAAAUCUUCAAUGACCCGCUUACCAAAACAAUCUCGGAACCUAAGUUUUAUGCGAACCCAGUUCUGAAGAUUUCAGAAGAAGCCAUAUGCCCAUCAACAUCUUCAAAAACCAGGGUCAUUGUUGUUGUUAAUGUUACUACUAUUACUAUAAUGGGAGCUGAGAAGAAAUGGCUUUUCACGCUGUUUACGGCGGCAUUUCUCUCCCUCAUCUUACUGUUGCGCUCUUCUAUAUCCACCUUCAGCUCCGCUAAGCCGUUUCCUUCUCUGGUUCAGCACGGUGCUCACUACCCCCCGGCUUUUGCUUACUUCAUUUCAGGUGGUCACCAAGAUAAAGACAGGAUCUUCAGGUUGUUGCUGGCAGUUUAUCACCCAAGGAAUCGGUAUCUUCUGCAUUUGGGGCGGGAUGCGAAGGAUGAAGAAAGGCGCGGGUUGAUUGCGUCAGUUAGGUCAGUCCCUGCGAUUCGCGCUUUUGGGAACGUAGAUGUGGUGGGGAAGUCUGAUUGGGCUACCUACUUGGGCUCCACCAAUAUUGCUAUUACCCUGCGAGCUGCGGCGGUUAUGUUGAAAUUGGAUCGUGGGUGGAACUGGUUCAUCACUUUGAGUGCUCGUGAUUAUCCCCUCAUCACCCAGGAUGAUCUUUCCCAUGUUUUCUCCUCUGUUAGAAGAGACCUCAACUUCAUUGAUCACACUGGUGAUCUUGGAUGGAAAGAAGGUGACAGAUUUCAGCCAAUUGUUGUUGACCCAAGUAUAUAUUUAGCCAGAAGAAGUCAAGUUUUCCAAGCUACGGAGAAGCGGCCAACACCUGAUGCAUUCAAACUCUUCACAGGCUCACCGUGGGUUAUCCUGAGUAGAUCAUUUAUGGAGUUCUGCAUUUUCGGCUGGGAUAACUUACCUAGAACACUUUUGAUGUAUUUUACUAAUGUUAAGUUAUCCCAAGAAGGUUACUUCCAUUCUGUUGUUUGCAAUGCACCGGAAUUUAAGAACACAACAGUCAAUGCUGACCUACGGUACAUGAUCUGGGACAACCCUCCAAAGAUGGAGCCACACUUCCUUAAUUCCUCUGUUUAUAAUCAAAUGGCACAAAGUGGAGCUGCUUUUGCAAGGCAGUUCGAAGUUAAUGAACCUGUGCUAGACCUUAUCGAUGAAAAGAUCCUUCGGCGUGGGCGUAAUAAUGCUGUACCUGGAGCAUGGUGCUCCGGACGUAAGUCCUGGUGGAUGGAUCCUUGCUCCCAGUGGGGUGAUGUCAAUAUCCUCAAGCCAGGUCCACAAGCUAAGAAGCUCGAAGAAACUCUUUCAAAUCUUCUUGAUGACUGGAGCUCACACAACAAUCAGUGCCAAUGAAGAAACACAUACGAAUAGGAACAAUUUUAGAGGCCGUGCAUUAUCUUGCACCCUCAAUGAUCACCGGCCGGUUAAAAUUCUCAGUUUGCUACGCACAUAUAUAUAUUCUUUGGUCACACAAGUGUAAUAUAAUUUUUUUGUAAAAGCAGCUCAUGGGCGGAAGGGACUCCUCUCAUAGCAGGUUUUGCAAAUGGUUGUUCAUAACUGGGAAGAGUUGGGGAAGUAGAAGGGAAAAUGGUGUUGAGUUUUUGAGCUGUAUUUUUUUGGAGGAAGGUAAUAUUUGAGAUGGAUCCUCCAACACGUACUAUGAUCAAUAGGAAGAUGUUUCAGUCUGUUGUAUGUUCUGAUUUGUCUCAUUUCCAUAGCGAUUCUGAGCGAUUAGAGCAGAUAGUUCAUUCUUUCAAGAUAUGAUUGUAAUAUUGUGUCCUUUUCGCUCUGAAAAUCCAUGUUCCUUCAAGUAA
Molecule: messenger RNA, 2089 nt
Organism: Neltuma alba
Lineage: Eukaryota; Viridiplantae; Streptophyta; Magnoliopsida; Fabales; Fabaceae
Product: beta-glucuronosyltransferase GlcAT14A
Exons: 4
Coding region: 438-1628 (396 amino acids)
Cellular component (GO): membrane
Molecular function (GO): glucuronosyltransferase activity
Source: RefSeq, a predicted model, not a curated record